Molecule: messenger RNA, 1412 nt
Organism: Bicyclus anynana (squinting bush brown)
Lineage: Eukaryota; Metazoa; Arthropoda; Insecta; Lepidoptera; Nymphalidae
Product: lipase 1-like
Exons: 1
Coding region: 210-1400 (396 amino acids)
Biological process (GO): lipid metabolic process
Molecular function (GO): hydrolase activity, acting on ester bonds
Source: RefSeq, a predicted model, not a curated record
GUUUGUUUGGGAAUGUGUCCAUUAUUUUGUUAUUUCUGAGACAUAAAUUGAAAAAAAAAAUUACAUAAAAUGUAUCGAACUGUUUGUAGAUUUAUGUUCUAUUAAUGAUACAGAACCACGAAAAAAAAUGUCCGCACUAAAGUCCGAAUCACCCUGUAUAAUCACAUCAACCUUCAAGCGAAAGCUAUAUGUAACUAAAUAUUAUAACUAUGAGGAAGUACACGGCGCUCUGGCUAACCGUGACAUUCCUUAUCAGUCAGCAAGUUGGUUGCAUAUCUGCUGAUGAUUUACCUGAUGAUGGCGCACUGGACUCCAUAGGACUCGCCACAAAAUACGGACAUCCGCCGACGCAGUACGACGUGGUCACUGAAGAUGGAUACAUCCUCGCAGUUUACCGACUGCCGGGUAAAGGUAGAAUACCAGUUUUACUCGUGCACGGGUUUAUGGAUACCUCCGAUACCUUUUUGAUCAGAGGCAACACUUCACUAGCAAUAUACCUCGCCAACAAGGGAUACGACGUGUGGCUCGCCAACACCCGAGGCAACAGGUACUCGCGGCGUCACAAGACCCUCAACCCUGACAAGGACUCCGAGUUCUGGAAGUUCAGCUUUCACGAGAAGGGGUGCUACGACCUCCCGGCUGUCAUCGACACGAUUUUAAACGAGACCGGCGCAAAUAACAUCACCGCCAUCGGCCACUCCGAGGGAAACACGGAGUUCUUCAUACUAGGAUCGGAAAGGAAAGAAUACAACUCGAAGAUAAACGUGUUGUUAGCACUCGCGCCGGUAGCUUUCUUGCAGAACGUUCAGGGAACUUUGGGAAUCGCAAUCCAAUUAGAACCGGUAGUUAGUGGACUUGUCAAAACCCUAGGUAUAAAUGAAUUUUUAGGUGAUAACACCACUCUCGGCAUAAUUUCCCACACGGUAUGUCCCAUACCGAUUCUCGGGUAUACGGUAUGCGCAUACGGGCUAUUGUAUCCUUCAGUUGGUUCUGAUCCCACAGAGUUGGAACAGGACUUUUUCGAAAACCUCGCCACACAUUACCCUGCAGGAACUUCUACACAAAAUCUGCUGCACUACUUGCAAUUGGGAUACAGAAAGCAGUUUGCGCAAUACGAUUACGGAAGCGACACUAAUCAGAAGAUUUACAAUUCUUCGGAUCCGCCAAUUUACCAAUUAGAUCAAGUCACCAUGCCCGUAGCGCUGUACACUGCCGCUAACGACGGUUUCUCCGCUCUAGCCGAUGUGGCGAUGCUGCAGAGCCAGCUGCCGAACGUCGUGUACUACCUGCUGAGCCCCUACGCGCUGUGUAACCACGUAGACUAUGUGUGGGGCCGAACCGCAAACAUCUACUUGUAUCCAUAUAUAGAUUACAUGUUAAAUCUUUACAACCCUCUGUAGAAGCUGGCGUUC